This is a messenger RNA of Asparagus officinalis (garden asparagus), 1269 nucleotides long. RefSeq names its product eukaryotic translation initiation factor 3 subunit C-like. Gene Ontology annotation, cellular component: eukaryotic translation initiation factor 3 complex. Lineage: Eukaryota; Viridiplantae; Streptophyta; Magnoliopsida; Asparagales; Asparagaceae. Gene Ontology annotation, molecular function: translation initiation factor binding; RNA binding; translation initiation factor activity. Gene Ontology annotation, biological process: translational initiation. The record is from RefSeq and is a predicted model, not a curated record.
AUGGCCCUCCUGGUCGAAGUUCCAACAUUUCUUAGGCCUAACCUUCGAACUAACAGUGACAAGACUGGAGGUCCACCAGCUUUUGUUGAGGUCCCUAAGCUUGUAUCUCGAAAUCCUACAUUUCCUGAGAGUAGUGGCAUGCUAAUGGACACAUUGGUCCCUCUUAUUUAUAGAUUCGGGGAUGAGAGAACCAAGACAAGAGCAAUGCUUUGUGAGAUAUACAAUAGUGCUAUCUUUGAUGAGUUCUCAAUUGCUCGUGACCUUAUGUCGAUGAGUUUUUUGCAAGAAGGUAUUCAGCUCAUGGAUAUAUCUUCUCAGAUUCUACUCAACAGGGCAACAAUACAACUUGGUUUAUGUGCUUUUAGGGCGGGGCUUAUUUAUGAAGCACACGCGUGCUUGUCGGAAGUUUAUGGAGGGCAGGUUAAGGAGUUGCUCGGACAAGGUGUAUCUCAAAAUCGAUACAAAGAAAAAACUUCUGAACAGGAAAAACUAGAGAAGAAAAGACAAAUGCCUUACCAUGUGCAAAUAAACCUCGAGCUCCUGGAGGCCAUUCACCUCAUCUCUGCCAUGCUUCUUGAGGUCCCAAACAUGGCUUCCAACAAAAUUCAAGAUCACGAGAAAGCCAUGCUUGAGGUGAGCGAUCGUCAGACCUUUGUGGGCCCACCUGAGAACGUCCCAGAUCAUGUGAUGUACGCAACACGCGCUCUCUCCAAAGGUGACUACGAGAAAGCCUUUGCAGUCCUCCGCUCUCUCGAUACCUGGGAACUUGUUAAUAAGAGAGAUAAUCUGUUGUCGAUGCUUGAGUCUAAGAUCAAGGGGGAGGCCCUUCGGACUUACCUCUUCACCAACUCCUCUUGCUAUGAAUAUCUCAGUGUGGAUCAGCUGACCGCCAUGUUCAACCUUUUAGAAUAUCAAGUCCACAGUAUUGUAGGCAAGAUGAUCAUCGCCAAGGACUUGCAAGCAAUUUGGGAUCAGCCAACAAGGUGCAAUAUUGUAUUCAAUAGUUUUCAGCGUAGCAGGUUUCAAAAGCUCGUGCUUCAGAUGGCAGGCAAGCUUGACAUUUUCAGUGAAAGCAAUCAGAGGGCAGCGGAGGUGAGAAAUGGCGGGGCGCUUGAUGGUAUGCUCUCAAGGAAGAGAGGGGAGGGUCAGGAUAAGCGGCAGGGUAUCCUUAGGGCGUCUCCAAUGGAGCGCCAAAUCUCCAUUUUGGAGUGUUUUGGGAGCGCCAAACAUCCCGCUAAAAUAGCGGGAUGCUACAGUGUUACGCCAUAA